AGGGAAGAGCUCUGUAGCACUGCACUCAGCAUUUCCCUAGGAGCUGGUUACACAGAGCACACUGCACUCUUGCUAGGAGCGUAGAUGCGGUUCCGGGUUUGCCAGGCAUUCCGGGUUCCCGAGCUGCUGCUGCUGCGCAGGGGAUUAGUCGAUACUAUCUGGUCAGCCUGUUAAAGGACGACUUUUUUUUUACCUAAGCGACGACAAUGGCAGGGUCUCGAGCUUGAAAAAUGGACGCAUAGAGAGAAUCUUCGUGACGUGUAGGAAGGAAGUAAAAUUUUAGUCAGCCGGCUAACAUGGACGUCUAGUUUUGAGGCGCCUCAAAACCGGCUAACAUGGACGACUUUAUCGACCUGAGCGACGACCAAUGGGAGCGUCUCGAGCGUGGCGAGCACAUCCCUUCUCCAACCUGCGUCAGUAGCGCUGGCGCCGCCGAUAAUCCCGCCGCGAAUCCCGCCGGUGAUCGCGGCGGCGAUUGCGGCCGGCCGAUGGAUCCGCGUUUGGCGCUAGAGCUAGAGGACGAGCGGGAAGACGUCGAAGCGCGGCUGCAGAAGAUACAGGAGGAGGUCGAAGCGCUCUUAGAGGAGCAGGAGCAGCUGAUUAAGAGGCGCGAGGAGAUUAACUGCAGGUUGGAGGCUUCUGCUGCCGCUGCGGCCGCCUGGACUGCUGCUAAUAACGCGGAUGCUAGUAACGGAGCUAUCAAUGAAAACGCCGGGGGCACAAACGCUGGUGGCAGUGGUAGUGGUGCAAAAGCUGACCUAGGGGUAUCCGUGGGUGUGCGGGGAGCAGGAGGAGGAGAAGGAGGAGCAGGGUUGGAAACGCAGGCGAGAUGGCAAGCUCCCUUUGAGUGGGACGGUCAGGUGGCGGCAAUUGGGCGAGAUGUGUUUGGGAUCGGACGGUUCAGAUCGCAGCAGAGGGAGAUCGUCAACGCCGUCUUGUGCAAGAGGGAUGUGUUUGUCAUCAUGCCAGCAGGGGGCGGAAAGAGCCUCUGCUACCAGCUACCUGCUCUCCUUUCUCCGGGCAUUUCCCUUGUCGUCAGCCCGCUGCUGUCGCUCAUUCACGACCAGGUCAUGUGUCUUUCUGGCUUUGGCGUGCCAGCAGCCAUGCUAACAUCAACAACGUCCAAGGAGGAGGAGAAAGAGAUCUACGCAACUCUUGAGUUUGGAGAGUUGGGUGGAAGUUGCGGAGGGGGAAGGGGAAGGGGAAAGGGAAGGGGGAGGGGAGGGGGAAAGGGAGGGAGUGUGGGGAGAGGAAGGGGGAAGGGUGAAACAGGAAAGUUGGAUAAGGGGAAGGGGAAGGGGAGAGGUGGAGGGAGAAGGGGAGGAAGCGGCAAAGGAAAACGGAAGAGAGGUUCGGAAUCUGAGGAGGAGGAGGAGGAGGAGGACGAGAGUGAGGAUGAGCAGUGGGGUAAAGGAGAAGCAGAGGAAGCAAAUGGGAGGGGAGUGGAAGCGGGGUUGGCUCAAGCGCCGGGAGCAGGAGCGGGGCUGAAGCUGCUGUAUGUGACGCCAGAGAAGGUAGCGAGGAGCAAGCGGUUCAUGUCCAAGCUGGAGAAGUGCCACGCAGCUGGCCGCCUGUCACUCAUCGCCAUUGAUGAGGCGCACUGCUGCAGCCAGUGGGGUCACGACUUCCGCCCCGACUAUGCGCAUCUCUCAGUUCUCAAGAAGCAGUUCCCCAAGACGCCCAUGCUCGCCCUCACAGCAACAGCCACAGAGCGAGUGAGGGACGAUGUGAGGGACAUGCUGCAAAUGCGCCGCUGCGAGCUCUUCGUUUCCUCAGUCAACCGCCCCAAUCUAUUCUACGAGGUGCGGGAGAAGCCUGCUAAUGCAGCAGCAGCAGUGGAUGCUAUAGCUCGUUUCAUUCUGGAUCACUAUGCCCCUUCUGACUCGGGCAUCGUCUACUGCUUCUCAAGGAAGGAGUGCGAACAGGUAGCAUCAGACUUGUCGCUCCGAGGAAUACCAGCAGCGCACUACCAUGCCGAUAUGGACCCCACCCACCGCACCCAUGUGCACGUCAGCUGGAGCCGGGGGGAAAUCCAAGUCAUUGUGGGCACUGUGGCGUUUGGAAUGGGUAUUAACAAGCCUGACGUUCGAUUUGUGAUACACCAUACGCUCAGCAAAUCCAUAGAGACUUACUACCAGGAGAGUGGUCGGGCAGGCAGGGAUGGGCUGCCGGCUCGUUGCAUUCUCUUCUUUCGAUGCGCCGACCUUCCGAGACAGAGCAGCAUGGUUUUUCCAGAGAAUGCUGGGCUCAUCAACCUGUAUGCCAUGGGGCGAUAUGCCAUGAAUCGCCGGGAAUGUCGACGCACGGCCAUCUUCAAGCACUUUGGGGAGGAGCCGAGAGAGUGCGAAGGCAUGUGCGACAUUUGCAGUGGAGGAGGGGCGAACAGCUCUCACGACUUCACACCCCACGCCCGCUCCAUCCUUGAGUUUGUUCAAGCCACCCAAUCGUCCAAGGAGCGAUCCCUCACGCUCUUGCAGUUGACUGAUCAAUGGAGAGCCGGAGGGAGAGGAGGAGGAGGAGGAGGGGGAGGGGGAAGAGGAGGAGGGGGGGAGGGGGAGGAGGAGGAGGGGGGGAGGGGGGGGAGGAGGAGGGGGGGAGGGGGAAGAGGAGGAAAGGCAGGGGGAAGAGGGAGUGGGAAGGGAGGGGGGAUGGGAGAAGAGGAGAGCUGGGGAUCGUUGGUGAAAUUUAUUUCUAAGGAGACGACAGAGCAGCUUGUAACGCAUAUGCUGCUGUCCUCCGUGCUGAGGGAGGAGUUCCAGCACUCACCAUAUGCCACAAACGCCUACCUGCUUCCGGGCCGCAAUGCACAUCGCGUUCUCUCAGGCCAAAUGCGAGUCACCAUGGACGUGCCCAAGCAAGCAACUUCUGCAACCCCUUCUGCUGCUGCUGCUGCUACAGCCGCCAAUGCUACCGCCAUUGCUCAUUCCAAUUUGCCAUCCACAGCCACUGCCACCACCGCCGCCACCAAUACUACCAGUGCCGCCACUGCCGCAUCUGACGCGCAGCUCUCUCGGCGUCUCGACCAAUUGCGUCGUUCCAUCGCCUCUCAGCACGGGGGCUUGUUCCCCCACGCCGUGCUCUCCUCCCACCAUCUCUCCGCUCUCUCUCAAUCCAAGCCAGCCACCGUACCUCAGCUUAUAGAUGUUAUCGGGCAGAGGCGAGCAGAUCAAUUUGGGGAUCAAAUAUUAGCAAUCAUUGUUGAGCAUGUAGAGCACACACGCUGGGCCAAGAGUGAUGAAGAUUCACCUGAAGGUACUGACGCUGCUCAAGCAGAGGGUGCAAGAAGACACUCUGGGGCCGAAUGUAAUGGCGAAACAGAAGCUGCCGUAGGAGCCAUGCAUGAUGCCAGGGAAGUAGGAGACAAAAACAAGCUGUCCUUUGAGGGAAAUGAGGUGUCUAAGGCAGGAAAACGAGCCGCUGGGCGUGUUCUUCCGCGAACUCUUUCUAGGGGUAGAUAGUGUGGUAUCCAUGGAAUGUUGCAAAUCAUAAAUGAAGUGAGUUUCU
Molecule: messenger RNA, 3504 nt
Organism: Closterium sp. NIES-67
Lineage: Eukaryota; Viridiplantae; Streptophyta; Zygnematophyceae; Desmidiales; Closteriaceae
Source: the annotation of a GenBank genome assembly